AUGUCAGCGUGUGAUAGCACCAUACGUGGAAGGGAUCAUCACCACCGUCACAGUCAUCGUCUAGGAUAUUCGAAUUUGUCGUCAUCGUCGUCGUCGUCGUCACCAUCGUCGCCGUCGUGGUCGUCGUCGUCGUGGUCGUGGUCGUGGUCGUGGUCGUCGUGGUCGUCGUCAUCUCGUCGUCAUCCGGUUCAGCAGGAUCGCCGGCCGUUGACUUCUGAUCUUCUACUUGCCAGUGCAUUCCGCGUUUCUAGGCACGAAUAUUAG
Angiostrongylus costaricensis is the source of this 264-nucleotide messenger RNA. Lineage: Eukaryota; Metazoa; Nematoda; Chromadorea; Rhabditida; Metastrongylidae. The record is from the annotation of a GenBank genome assembly.